This is a messenger RNA of Thecamonas trahens ATCC 50062, 842 nucleotides long. RefSeq lists its product as uncharacterized. NCBI's taxonomy places the organism in Eukaryota, Apusomonadida, Apusomonadidae. Bases 1 to 825 code for a protein of 274 amino acids. The transcript is spliced from 2 exons. Gene Ontology annotation, cellular component: cytosolic small ribosomal subunit; ribosome. Gene Ontology annotation, biological process: translation. Gene Ontology annotation, molecular function: RNA binding; structural constituent of ribosome. The record is from RefSeq and is a predicted model, not a curated record.
AUGGCUGACAACAACAACGCUCCGGCCCCCGCUGGUGGUGAGGGUGGCUUCCGUGGUGGCUUCGGCGAGCGCGGCCGUGGCCGUGGCCGUGGCCGUGGCCGUGGUGGCCGCCGUGGCGACCGCGACAAGACCGAGUGGGUUCCCGUGACCAAGCUCGGCCGUCUGGUGAAGGCUGGCAAGAUCAACUCGAUUGAGGACAUCUACCUCUUCUCCAUCCCGAUCAAGGAGGCCGAGAUCGUCGACCGCUUCCUCGGCUCGGCGCUCAAGGACGAGGUCAUGCAGAUCAAGCCCGUCCAGAAGCAGACCACCGCCGGUCAGCGCACCCGCUUCAAGGCCUUUGUCCUUGUCGGUGACUCGAACGGCCACCUCGGCCUUGGCGUCAAGUGCUCCAAGGAGGUUGCCCUCGCCAUUCGCGGUGCCCUCAUCCAGGCCAAGCUCAACGUCCUCCCGAUCCGCCGUGGCUACUGGGGUUCCACUAUGGGCCAGCCCCACACCGUGCCCGUCAAGGUCACCGGCAAGUGCGGUUCCGUCCGUGUUCGUCUCAUCCCGGCCCCGCGUGGUACCGGCGUCGUCGCCGCCCGCGCGCCCAAGAAGCUUCUCCAGAUGGCGGGUGUCAAGGAUGUCUACACCUCGUCGUCCGGCCAGACCGCGACCAUGGGCAACUUCCUCAAGGCCACCUUCUCGGCCGUCACCAAGACCUACGGUGUCCUCACCCCGGAGCUCUGGGCCCCGACCUACUUUACCGCUGUGCCGUUUGACGAGUUCUCGGACUUCCUCUCGCGCCCGGUCAAGGCCAAGCGUGUCCAGCAGGACGAGCGCCGCUAAAGCCCUCUUUGAGCCUU